This is a messenger RNA of Xenopus laevis (African clawed frog), 3552 nucleotides long. It is a transcript of the gene u2surp.L, whose product is annotated as U2 snRNP associated SURP domain containing L homeolog. The coding region runs from base 112 to 3024 and encodes 970 amino acids. Gene Ontology annotation, molecular function: RNA binding; nucleic acid binding. Gene Ontology annotation, biological process: mRNA processing; RNA processing. NCBI's taxonomy places the organism in Eukaryota, Metazoa, Chordata, Amphibia, Anura, Pipidae. The record is from RefSeq and is a predicted model, not a curated record. The transcript has 26 exons. Gene Ontology annotation, cellular component: nucleus.
UGGUUCGGCGAUCUAUUAACCCAGCCUUCCCAGUGAACGCGCUUUCGCCUUCUCCCACUCACAUCUAUCGGCUCUUGAUUGUUCAGCCUGAAGGAGGAGGAGACACGCAAGAUGGCGGAGAAGAUGUCCGGCGGCUCGCAACGAGCGGGGCAGAAGCAAUCGUUUUUGGAAAGUAAACUUAAAUCCUUCAGUAUUGGGAAAAUGAGCACUGCUGCUAAGAGAACACUAAGCAAGAAGGAGCAAGAUGAGCUUAAGAAAAAGGAAGAUGAAAAAGCAGCUGCAGAGAUAUAUGAAGAAUUUCUUGCUGCAUUUGAAGGAGGCGAUGCCAGCAAAGUGAAAACAUUUGUAAGAGGAGGGAUUGUUAAUGCAACAAAAGAGGAGCAUGAAACAGAUGAGAAGCGAGGAAAACUAUAUAAGCCAUCUUCCCGGUUUUCAGAACCCAAAAGCCAGCAGUCUAGCAGUGAGAGGCUCCCCCCACCUCCAGUUAUACUUGGUGAACCCAAAAAAACUCCUAUAAAGGCUAAAGGGGAAAAAGAAAAGAAAAAAAGUAAUUUGGAACUUUUCAAAGAAGAACUGAAGCAAAUCCAGGAGGAGAGGGAUGAACGUCACAAAACUAAAGGUAGAACAAGCAGGUUUGAACCCCCUCAAACUGACACAGACACGCAACGGAGAUUAACGGACACACCAUCUUCAAGAAGAAGCAGAUCUUCUAGUGCCCUUGAUGAUUAUGCUCCUGGGUCACAUGAUGUUGGAGAUCCAAGCACCACUAACAUAUAUCUUGGGAAUAUCAAUCCUCAGAUGAAUGAAGAACUGUUAUGUCAGGAAUUUGGGCGUUUUGGGCCAUUGGCUAGUGUCAAAAUUAUGUGGCCACGGACAGAUGAGGAGAGGGCACGUGAGAGAAAUUGCGGCUUUGUAGCAUUCAUGAACAGAAGGGAUGCUGAAAGAGCUUUAAAAAACUUGAAUGGGAAGAUGGUUAUGAAUUUUGAGAUGAAACUGGGAUGGGGUAAGGCUGUUCCUAUCCCUCCCCAUCCAAUAUAUAUUCCUCCGUCCAUGAUGGAACACACCCUUCCACCCCCUCCUUCUGGUCUUCCGUUUAAUGCCCAACCUAGAGAGAGACUGAAGAACCCCAAUGCUCCUUUGAUGCCACUUCCAAAAAAUAAGGAUGAUUUUGAUAAGACUCUGUCGCAAGCCAUAGUCAAAGUGGUUAUCCCAACAGAAAGGAAUUUACUCGCUUUGAUACAUCGGAUGAUCGAGUUUGUGGUGCGUGAAGGGCCAAUGUUUGAAGCAAUGAUCAUGAACAGAGAAAUAAACAAUCCAAUGUUUAGGUUUCUGUUUGAAAAUCAGGCUCCAGCUCACGUUUAUUACAGAUGGAAACUAUAUACAAUAUUACAGGGUGACUCCCCAACAAAAUGGAAAACAGAAGACUUCAGAAUGUUCAAAAAUGGCUCAUUCUGGAGGCCUCCACCCUUGAAUCCAUACUUACAUGGAAUGGCUGAGGAGCAGGAAGCUGAGCCUUUUGUUGAAGAACCAAUCAAAAAAGGCUCCCUUAAGGAAGAACAAAGGGAUAAACUGGAGGAGCUCUUACGAGGGCUAACUCCAAGAAAGAAUGACAUUGGGGAGGCGAUGGCGUUCUGCUUGAAUCAUGCUGAGGCUGCUGAAGAGAUUGUAGACUGUAUAACAGAGUCUUUGUCUAUCUUAAAAACCCCACUGCCUAAAAAGAUUGCCAGACUUUAUCUUGUGUCAGAUGUUCUAUAUAAUUCUUCUGCUAAAGUUGCCAAUGCUUCAUACUACAGAAAAUACUUUGAAGCAAAGUUAUGCCAAGUCUUUGCUGAUCUCAAUGCUGCAUACAGAGCCAUACAAGGUCAUUUGCAGUCAGAAAAUUUUAAGCAAAGAGUCAUGGCUUGCUUUCGUGCAUGGGAAGACUGGGCAAUCUAUCCCGAGCCUUACUUAAUCAAAUUACAAAACAUUUUCCUAGGACUUGUAAAUAUUGAAGAUAAAGAACCAGAGGAAGUACCAGAUGAUUUGGAUGGUGCUCCAAUUGAGGAAGAGCUGGAUGGAGCACUUAUUGAAGAUGUUGAUGGAAUUCCAAUUGAUGGUGCUCCACUUGAUGACUUAGAUGGUGUUCCCAUAAAGUCUAUAGAAGAUGACUUGGAUGGAGUACCAUUGGACAUUAAUGAUGAUUCUAAGAAGGACGAACCCAUUUUUAAAGUUGCGCCUUCCAAAUGGGAAGCUGUGGAUGAAUCCGAGCUUGAAUCUCAAGCAGUUACAACAUCAAAAUGGGAAUUAUUUGACCAGCAUGAAGAGUCUGAAGAAGAAAAUCUCAACCAAGAGGAAGAGAGCGAAGAUGAAGAUGAUACACAGAGUUCCAAAUCCGAGGAUCAGCAUUAUUACUCAAACCCCAUCAGAGAUGAAAUGUCCGAUUCUAAAUCUAUGAAAUACUCUGAAAUGAGUGAAGAGAAACGUGCCAAACUCAGGGAAAUUGAGCUGAAAGUAAUGAAAUUUCAAGAUGAAAUUGAGUCUGGAAAAAGGCCAAAGAAACCUGGACAGAGUAUUCAAGAACAAGUUGAACACUAUCGGGACAAGCUUCUUCAGAGGGAAAGAGAAAAGGAGCUUGAAAGAGAGAGGGACAAAAAAGAUAAAGACAAGGCUGAGUAUCGGUCAAAAGAAAAGAAGGACAAAGAUGAAUCAACUCCUACCAGAAAAGAGAGGAAAAGACGCCACAGUGGGUCUGUAAGUCCAACACGAAGUAGUAGCAGCAGGCGAGGGAAGUCCCCUUCACCAAAAUCAGAGCGGUCAGAAAGAUCGGAGAGAUCCCAUAAAGACGGUUCUCGAUCUAGGUCUUCUCAUAAAGACUCACCCAGGGAUGUCACUAAAAAGGCCAAAAGGUCACCUUCUGGAUCUAGGACACCGAAACGGUCUCGGCGGUCUAGGUCAAGGUCGCCCAAAAAGUCUGUAAAAAAAUCCAGAUCUCAGUCUAGAUCCCCUCACAGGUCUCACAAGAAGUCAAAGAAAAGCAAACACUGACCAGAGUUCACUUUUUUUUUUUUUUAAUGUGUCUUUAAUUGAAAAUGCAUUUGUCUCUGAUUUAUAUUUUAUGUUUUUGUGCCUGAACUGUUCAACAAGGAGGGUCACUGAAAGGGAGGGGGGUUUUCAAAAUAAAUAAAACAAAAAAAAAAACAAAACCAUCAAAAAGCAUUCCUACAUUUUCUGUGAAUGCAUGUGUAUAUGAAUAUAUAGUAUUUGCAUCUGUAAUAAUUGUUUCAUAGUGUAACAAAGACUUUCUUGCCGUGGCAAUGUAUCACCCUGUUAUAAGAACCAUUUUGUGGCUGUUAACUCACGUGUUUGUGGUCUGCUGGCAGGAGUAUUUUAUUUUUUUGGUUUUUUUUUCCCAUAUCAUGGAAAAAGAAAAACGUUUCAGCUCCAUGUUUUUCUUUUUGUAAAUUUUGCAGUAGAUUUCAAAUAAAAUAUGGAUUUAUUGUUAAGGCUAGAGUACUGUUACCAUGCUGCUCAUUCAAGACAGUUUUGACCAUUUAAAAAUGUUCUACAAUUUGA